AUGCACCUUCGUUUCUGUCUUACUCCUACUAUUCCCCACCUCGCCCGCAUUUUUCCAGCACGGCAGGGCAACCUCAAGCACUACAGCGUGCGUCUCCGCUCCUCCCUUCCCCUCGCCGCGUAUAGCGGGGGAUUCUCGAUCUUCCCGGGCUGGGCGGCGGAUGACGAGCAGGCCGGAAACGCCUCCGUGCCGACCGCCCUCAUGGCCACGCCGACCACGCUCGCGGCGGAAGCGCGGACCAUGAUCGGGCGCGGAAUCCCCCGGCGCGCGCGGCUGACCAUGGACAACCCGCAGAUCCGCGCGCACGCGGAUUUGCUGGCGUAUCAGCAGAGCCAAGUCGCCGCUUCUGUGGGGCUUUCCGUUGACGAAAUCACAUACAGCUUUAAGCACGCGCUGCACGGCUUCGCGGCGUUGCUGACGCCCCGCCAGGCGUGGCAGCUGCGGCGGCACUCGGCCGUGGCGUCCGUCAUGGAGAGCCGCCAGGUGCAGCGCCUCACCACCGACUCGCCCACCUUCAUGGACAUGAGCGGUGAAGGGUCGGUGUGGCCCAGCAACGGCGGGCAGAGCAGUGCGGGUGACGGCACGGUGAUUGCAAUCAUCGACUCGGGCAUCUGGCCGGAGCAUCCGUCGUUCAGCGACGCGGGUUUCAGCUCCACGAGGCCUGCGGGGUGGACGGGAAAGUGCGACACGACAGCAGACUUCAAGUGCAACAACAAGAUCAUCGGUGCCCGUUCCGUCUACGCUGCCGUAAAGAAACAAUACGGCAAAGACCCGGACCUCACUGCUGAUUGGCUCUCGCCUCGCGACGUAGAUGGACACUCCACCUG
Messenger RNA from Closterium sp. Naga37s-1, 827 nucleotides. The record is from the annotation of a GenBank genome assembly. NCBI's taxonomy places the organism in Eukaryota, Viridiplantae, Streptophyta, Zygnematophyceae, Desmidiales, Closteriaceae.